UGAUGGCGGCUUCGUUUCGUUCUCUCCCUGCAAGCUGUAAUAACAAAUGGUACUACACCCGACAGCAGAUCGACAACAGCCCAUCUCGGCGAGCAGGACUUGAUCCCGACAAGGAACUGUCCUACAGACAACAGGCAGCGAACCUGCUCCAGGACAUGGGACAGCGGCUCAAUGUGUCCCAACUUACAAUUAAUACAGCCAUUGUGUACAUGCAUCGAUUCUACAUGGUCCAGUCAUUCACCAGAUUUCACAGAAAUGUUAUUGCUCCUGCCGCACUCUUCCUCGCUGCAAAAGUUGAGGAGCAGCCCCGAAAGCUGGAACAUGUGAUCAAGGUGGCCCAUGCAUGCCUCAAUCCUCAGGAGCCCUCUCCAGAUGUACGCAGUGAUGCCUACCUGCAACAAGCCCAAGACCUGGUCAUUCUUGAGAGCAUAAUACUCCAGACCUUGGCGUUUGAGAUUACCAUUGACCAUCCGCAUACUCAUGUUGUCAAGUGCACCCAGCUUGUCAGAGUAAUUCCAGCGAGUAAGGAUUUGGCUCAAACAUCAUACUUUAUGGCCACCAACAGUCUGCACUUGACCACGUUCUGCCUGCAGUAUAGUCCACCUGUUGUGGCCUGUGUGUGCAUCCAUCUUGCCUGCAAAUGGUCCAACUGGGAGAUCCCUGUGUCUACAGACGGCAAACACUGGUGGGAAUAUGUUGAUCCCACAGUUACCCUCGAGCUGCUGGAUGAGCUCACACACGAGUUUCUGCAGAUUCUGGAGAAAACACCCAGCCGGUUGAAACGGAUCCGUAACUGGAAGGCUGGAGGUCAAACACCAAAAGCCAAACCAAAAGUCCAGGAGGAGGGUGAUCAGAGGGACACCAUGAUGAGCAUGAUCUCCAUGGCCUCAUCAGAGAGUACUGUUGCAGGCCUGAUGAGCCUCUCAGCGCCACCUUCUGCCUCAUCUUCCUCAUCCAUGGGUGAUAAGGACAGGGGCGCAUCUGGCAGCGCUCAGACUUGGAGUGGAAAAGGUUCGGCUUCAUCGGAGCAGCAACAGCAGCAGCCCAACAAUGAGGUUCAUGCUCCAGCUAAGGUGUCGCUGAGUGAGUACCGUGCCAAGAACGCAGACGUCCUGGCCGCCCAGAAGAGGAAGCUGGAGAACAUGGAGGCCAGCGUGAAGAGAGACUAUGCCAACGCUGCCCAGGCUCUCAUUGGUCAGCAACAGAGGAAGGAGAAGCAGCAACAUCAUCACCAGCAGUCCAGCUCAUCCUCCUCUGACAUGUCCAAUCCAUCACCCAUUAUUCUGAAAAUCCCCCUGGAGAAGGAGAGGCACGACAGGAGCUCUCUGAAAAUGCGUUUCCCGCUAGCUGGGGGAGGGGGCAGCGGGCACAGUGCCAGUGCCCGAGGUCAGGAUCAGGACAUCAAAGUCAGAAUACGAGUGCCUGAGAAGCAAAGGGGGAAUUCAGGAGAGGAGGGCAAGAGCAGGGACAAGCACAGGGAACGGUCUAACCACCACCACCAUCAUCACCACCAUCACCACCAUUCCUCCUCUAGCGGUGCCUCAGUCUCCUCUUCACACAAACAUUCAUCUAGUUCCAGUGGGGCAGUAGGAAGCAGCAAAAAAGUCCCCAGCGACUCUUCUAGAACAGGUUCUUCAUCCUCUUCUGCCUCCCGUAAGAGGACACACUCCCAAGAUCCCACAGCAGGCUCUCACACUGCCUCUAAAGUCAGCAAGUCCUCGAGGAAUCCCUACCAGCUACCGUCCCUGUCUUCCUCCUCUGGGCAAACUCUGGGCCACGGUCCUGACAUUCUGCCCGCCCUGGGCCUUCCCCACCACCAAGGGAGCUAUUCACACUCCAAAGGUGACAAGACAGACACUAACGGGCACGGUGCAGCAGGCGGAGCCCAGUCGAACGAGUACCAGGACACUUUUGAAAUGCUGAACUCACUUCUGAGCGCACAGGGGGUCCAGCCAUCCCAGCCGUCCAUGUUUGACUACAGAUCCCAAUAUGGGGACUACCGCUUCAGUGGUGGCUCCAGAGGGAGCAACCCCAGGCCCCCACCGCUGCCUUCGGAACCCCCUCCCCCUCUGCCCCCAUUGCCCAAAUGAGUUCCUGAUCAGGAGAUGCGAUAUGUACAUUGUACUUGACAUUACAAACAUCCAUAUUGUUACAUAAAGUAUUGUUUUUUGUCUUUUUUUUUUUUUUUUAACUCACCAAACAUUUUUUAUAGGCUUCAGCGUGACAGCAGCAAAAUGUAGUGGUGAGAUAAAUCAGUUUUCAACCUUUUUCUUUUUACAGUUCACUCAUGGGGCAAUAAUGAGAGGCUUUAAAAGCGUGCAAAAUGUGAGAAAAAAAUUUAUAGAAAAGUGUAGAUAAUAUUUUUGCUCCUCUGUUUAACUCAAAUGAAAUGUGAUGAGGGGACCUGGUAUUUUUACCAUCACUGUUUUUGGAGGACGUCGGGGAAACUUAAAGAUUUCCAUCACAUACCUGUUUGGUCUUCUUACUGACUGUCUUUUUAUAAUGUUUUUAUAGUAUGUUAUUUAUUGAUUGAAUGCUUUUAAAAAACAUAGUCCCUUUUCUACCUUUUUUAAGGUCUCCCCUCUAUUCUUCUUGGGCAGGGGGAUAUUUCUUCAUCAAGACUGUACAGGCUAGUUUGAGAGUGCAUGUCUCCAAAGCCAUCUCUUUUGCUAUUAUUUUUUCUUUUUUUCUUUUUUUGUUUUCCUUUUAACAGCCAUAACUAAAAAAAAAAGGGUGACUGCUCCACUCCUGGUGUUAUAUUUUAUUCCCUGCAUAAUUUGGUAUACUUGUACAAAGACAGCAAAAUGUUUAAAACAAACAUGAAAUAUUUUUUACAUUUUAUUAUUAACAAUUAUGAAAAAAAAAGUAAAUUAAGGAAGCUUGUACUUUUUUAAUUUUUAGAUUUUGAGUGUUGCAGUCAUUGUUUUAAAUGGUUGUAAAAUAUUCAUAUUCAUUUUACUAGUGAUUACACUAAUGGACAGUUCAUACCAAGGAUACAUCUGUGGUUUAUCAAAGGAAUCACAGAGUUCAAACAUAUCUACCCAGUACGGUCAAAAUGAAGGAAUUGCCAAUAAACGAUUUAACCUGUCAUGUAACUUUUGCUUAAUCAGUUUCCUCUGGAAGGGGAGUCGGUGAAAACUUAAUGCAAAGAUUGAAAUAGGGAGCAUAUAUGGAUAUACUACAUUUUAAGAGCCGUUCGCAAGCGCAGUGCCCGAUGUCACACACAUCGCCCUGAAACUGCUGGAAAGAAUACGUUUUCCUGCUGGUGCUCACUUUUUGGUGACCAUAUCGAGCACCAGACUUACUUGACUUUGAGCACAGUGUACAAUAAAGUAUUCAAAAUACACAAUAUCAAAGACUAAUCAAAUGCCAUCUGUCAUCCAUUUGUUAUGGUUGUCUUUCAUGUACGUAUUUCCUUUGGAGAUGUUUUCAAUGUGUAAACCCCAGUGUACACCUGUCAGUUCAUGCUGGUCUGAUUUAAACAUGUUAAAGCUGUCUUUUGACUCAAUACCUUCAAACUACAUUGGUGGAUAUUCGGCUUCAGAUUGUUGUUUAGCCAUGAUUCAUCAAAAAUGUUUGCACGUGUUCUUUUAGUUCUGUAAAUCAUACACUGCAAGCAGGUUAUCAACAUACCUCCUACAAGGUCAUAAGCAUGAAGUAUACUGUUUCAUUUGAAUUACUGAUGAAUUUUUGUGGUGGUGCCACUUAUUGGCAAGAGAAUCGGGUAUCAUCUGUACAUUUAAUUCAUACUAAGCUCUAUAUGGUUUUGAUUGUAUAGUAUUACUGCUUUUUACCUGCUUUCUUUUAUCAGUUUGUAAUCAAAGACUCAUUUUAGGCAGUUCACAGUAAUGCAGUACAACAAAUCAGCCAUACAAUUGUAAAAUAUUUUUGUUCCCUUGAGUAUAUGGAAGAUAGGCUGAAAGAAAACAGCUCUUUGCUCAGGCAGCAGAGUUUUUAUUAGUUAUUCAACUCUUGGUUGUAACAGGGAAACAGUAAAUGCACUGAAUAUUUAUCUCAGUAGGUUUGCCUACAAUGCAAUUGACAAAAGUGUUACAUGUAUAAUGGUUAGACUAUUAGAAUAUAUGUCUAAUAUUGCAAAAAAAUGUUUUAUUUGAUCUGGACAAAUCUUCCAACUUAAGUAUUAACAUUAUGCUGUGAGAGAGUCAUACAAAAGGAAACACAUUUCAAAACAAACCCAUAUGUGAGAAAAAUGGAAGACACUCAUGCAACCUAACAAUGCAAAAUCACAUAGCUACAAUAAGUUUCAUGUUUUUUCAUGUCUUGGUGGUUUUAGUGACACUCAGGUCUGAAAAUGAAACGUUUUGGGAUUUUUUUGUUUUCAGUUAAAAGGUUAUAUGUGAACACUGUUCUUUUUGAUAUAAUGUGGUUGCUUUAUUCUCAAUUAAAGUCAAUAAAUAUUUUAA
Molecule: messenger RNA, 4424 nt
Organism: Chelmon rostratus (copperband butterflyfish)
Lineage: Eukaryota; Metazoa; Chordata; Actinopteri; Chaetodontiformes; Chaetodontidae
Gene: ccnt1
Product: cyclin T1
Exons: 9
Coding region: 3-2090 (695 amino acids)
Biological process (GO): positive regulation of DNA-templated transcription, elongation; regulation of transcription by RNA polymerase II
Cellular component (GO): nucleus; cyclin/CDK positive transcription elongation factor complex
Molecular function (GO): cyclin-dependent protein serine/threonine kinase activator activity
Source: RefSeq, a predicted model, not a curated record